Hippocampus zosterae (dwarf seahorse) is the source of this 763-nucleotide messenger RNA. Its product is annotated as sterile alpha motif domain-containing protein 15-like. The transcript is spliced from 3 exons. Lineage: Eukaryota; Metazoa; Chordata; Actinopteri; Syngnathiformes; Syngnathidae. Gene Ontology annotation, molecular function: protein binding. The coding region runs from base 272 to 631 and encodes 119 amino acids. The record is from RefSeq and is a predicted model, not a curated record.
CCGUAUGUAGUAUUCAAUAGACGCCCCAAUUACCUAGAAGAUGAUUGGCUGCUAUCAUUGCGUCACCGGAAUAUAACUUGUCUCUGGUUCAAACCUCUUGGCGAUGCGCACGUCAAAAAUAUGUGAAAAAGUGCGUACACAAACAAUAAAAAAAGUCAAGAUAUUUAAAAAAAUCGUUUUAAGCGUCAACACUUGUUCUGGGACAAGCAGGGUGAAGGCAAACAAGGCAAAUUAAACACUCGAGUUGUGAAGAGCCAGUUUCCAUGGUAACAUGGGUACAAGCAACAUGGAGUUCCUGCAAUGGAGUUGUGAAGAUGUUGCGACAUGGAUUGAAUCCAUUGGAUUUCCACAAUAUAAACUGUGCUUCACCGAGAACUGUGUCACGGGCAGGAAGCUGAUCUUUGUGGAUUGUGUCCACAUGCCAAGACUUGGAAUCACAGAUUUUAAUGACAUGCAGGCUAUCGCGGCGCGUGUGCGCGAGCUGCUGGGAAUCUCAGAGGUCCUGUGGAGUCGCAGCAUCGCAGACCCGCCACGGGACAUCGAGGGCCUCUUCCUGGAGAUGAAGAGCCGCACGGGGGUGAAGACGGACGAGCUCACAACUCAGCAGCUGCUGGAAGACAUCAGCCACUGACAAGAUCAAAGUAUGGACAGUGAACCGCUGUGCAUUCCAGACGCUGACACCCUUAAAAAGAUUUUAUCCUUAUUCAACUUUUUAAACACCUUCCCGAUUGUAAACGGGCAAAAUCACGACGCUAACGGACAU